AUGUCUUCAGGAGUGACCGUAUCUUCCGAUGCGAAGACAGUCUACGAUGAGGUGAAGAAGGAUAAGAAGUACCGGUAUAUCAUAUAUCACAUCAAAGACGAGAGGGUGAUAGACGUGGAGUCCAUCGGAGCACGUGAUGUCACAUACACUGAGUUCUUGGAGAUACUGCGGAACUACCAAAACGAGUGCAGAUACUGUGUGUUUGACUUCCCGGCUAACAUUGCCGGACAGGGGAUGUCGGCGCUGAGUGUGGACCGACUGGUGCUCAUGACGUGGUGUCCCGAGAGCUCGAGGAUAGGAACUACGACAACGAGUGCAGAUACUGGGAUGUCGGCGCUGAGUGUGGACCGACUGGUGCUCAUGACGUGGUGUCCCGAGAGCUCGAGGAUCAGGCAGAAGAUGCUGUACUCGUCAUCCUAUGGCGCCCUCAAGAAGGCGUUGGUCGGGGUCUAUAAGUACGUCCGGGCGUCCGAUGUCGAGGGGGCCUCCCAACAGAUCAUUGAGGAGGCCUUCCGAAAGGGCAGCCAAUGA
Oppiella nova is the source of this 531-nucleotide messenger RNA. NCBI's taxonomy places the organism in Eukaryota, Metazoa, Arthropoda, Arachnida, Sarcoptiformes, Oppiidae. The record is from the annotation of a GenBank genome assembly.